AUGGGCGAGUACUCGAAAGCACUUUCAUCGUACGAACGAUCAUUUGAAAUCCAAAAAAUAGCUCUCCCUCAAAAUCAUCCCGACUUGGCUACUUCCUAUAACAACAUCGGUAAUGUGUAUUACAACAUGGGCGAGUGCUCGAAAGCACUUUCAUCGUACGAACGAUCACUUGAAAUCCAAAAAAUAGCUCUCCCUCCAAAUCAUUCCGGCUUGGCUGCUUCCUACAACAACAUCGGUAAUGUGUAUUAUAAAAUGGGCGAGUACUCGAAAGCACUUUCAUCGUACGAACGAUCACUUGAAAUUCGAAAAAUAGCUCUCCCUCCAAAUCAUCCCGACUUGGCUUACUCUUACAACGGUAUUGGUUCAGUGUACGACAAAAUGAAAGAGUAUUCGAAAGCUCUUACAUAUUUUGAAAAAGCACGAAUUAUUUGGAAAAAGUCUCUUCCUCCCAGUCAUGGGUAUAUUUCACAUGUGAAAAGAAACAUUGACAAUGUGAAAAAGAAAAUGUAAUUGUUUUUUUUAAACAAGAAAAUAAAUUGCCCUUCUUGAACACGUUUGGCUCGCCGAAGCGCACCAACUACAAAAAUUUCGCGCACGCGCGACCAGGGAUACCCUCCGUAUUCUGUUGGGUUGUACAGUGGACAAAGUCGGCAAUGAUAAGGCAAACAUACAUUUAUGUAUGUAUGACUAGUACAUCCAUGAUCAUCAUCUUCUGAAAGACGAUGACGAGAUGGAUGCUUCUCGUCAUACAUACAUAAAUGUAUGUUUUAAAGGCCUACCAUCUGCACGCCUGUACAGGUUACCAACAGAACGUCGGAUAACCCUGGGAAGGUUCAUUUUGUUUUAGAGCCACCCUCGAAAGCUCCGUUUGUUUUAAUUUUUUUUUUCUUCUGUUACGAGGAACGAGAAGAAACAUAGAAACGCGAAGAAAGACGACGUCGACGGAAUUUUAAUACGCAGCGUAUAAUGACAACCGGUUUGUUUUGACGCAUGCUGUGAUAUUGAGUGCACGAUAUCUCUAUUGUCUUUACACAUGUUAUGUUCAAUUUAUUUUUCUUUUCAUCUGGAAUGUGUAAGAACAAAUGAGAUGUCGUGCACUCAAUAUCAUAUUAUACGAGUGAUGACUGAACGAAAGAAGAACAGAAAAAAAAAUUAUCGAUUAUUCUGUUUGAUUAGUAACAUACAUAUAUAUAAGAGAUAAUUGAAAGAAGAAAAUAAAAAGAAAUUUUUAUAAAUUUAAUCAUUUUGUUACUUAUUACAUAACGUUUUAGAAAAAUACUAUUUUACGAUCAUAUUGAUUGAAUAUAAUAUAAUAAAACAGAAGUUCAAAUAGAUCAAGUGCAGUAAUUGAUUUUUUUUAAAUAAGAAUUUACAGUCAAAAUUAUGGAUCUAAUAUAAAGAUUUGUUGUAGAAUAGUUUUUCGUUCAUUCAUUGAUGAAGGUGAAUAUUCAAUCGACGUUAGACUUUUUCCGUCAACUAUUUAUUCAUUUAUUAUGAUUAUCAAAAAAUGUUUAAACUUAUUUAUUUAGCUUUAAAAUGAAUGAAUUGAAUAUAAAAUAAACAAAAUGGAUAAACUAAGUAAAUUACUUGAAAUUUUAAAAUUAUUUUCAACAACAACAUGUUAUCGAAAGUUUUUUUUGAUCUAGAGAUAAAGAUGAAAAUAAUUCUAAAUCAGUUACGACUAUUGUAAAAGUAUUAUAAAAGAAAUUUUGGUGCUUGUCUGUUAUCGCCCCGCAAAAAUUUUUAAAAUUUUUUUAAAAUUUUCAUUCUGAGAUAAAAUACGAUCAUAAUAAAUAAAACAGCACAUCGUUAGUACUAGUCUUCUGGUGGCCAAAAUGCGGCGAUAUCAUCUAGAAUCGCAUCAAACGGGUCACGCCCAUUCAGCCUUGAACACCACAUAUGUUCACAUAGAUAUGAAUCGACAAAAGUUCGAUUGGUCCCUUACUUUUUCCUGUUUUCAUCCUUCGGAUCUCGCCAAGCUCUUUCGAUAGUUUGCGUGUGGGCUCCAUUUGUGGAUCUACGAAAUUGUACUUAUGAUUGAUGGUAAGGUGAGCAAAGCCAGUGGCAGCCAAUUCGUUGUAACUGCGCCAUUUGUCUAUUAUGAUUGUUGUUCCGGGUUUGACUCGAUUGGUGAUGUUCGGAAGAAGCGUGGCUGCACUUUUAUCUGGAACAGUUUCCAUAAAAUACUCACCAGUUUCUCGGCAGAUUCCACCUAAGACCCAUUGCUGCGGUAAUACAUGUCCAGCAUGAUUCUUUCUUCGACUGAAUAGACUUUCGUCGAUCUCCACAGUGAUAUUGAUUCCUCCAAUCAUCAUUUGUGUCUGUUGAAGUUUCCAAGCACAUACUUCCCUUAAGUAGUUGUUCCAAUCCACGACAGCAUUUUGACCGAUUUGAAGUUCAUCUUUUGAAAACUCCACCGAUGUCCUUCUUCGAGACCAAGAAUAAAUGAAUAAAAUGACUUUCGAAGAGGAAGUCUCGAACCAACUAACCAAUUAUUUGUGCGUAAACCUUUAUCUUGACGACAUCCACUUAAGCAGCAUCUCCAUCAAUCUUUAGCACCCAAGGACAAUUUCAUUUUGUGGUCAUUCUUGCAAAAUCUUUGAGCUUGUAUUAUUCCACGUUGUUGUAAAUAUUCGACGCUUGAAAUCUCAUCAGGAAUUUGUUCAGACAAACGUAGGAAAUUCAUGAUGAAAAUGUGUACAGAAUAUGAUGAUCUGUCACGUACUAUCUACUAGUCAAGAUAAAGCUGAUCGUCACACAUACAUUUUUAUUGUUUAACAGACGGAUAUAUAUAUGUGAGAGGAAAGAACCUACUAGAGAGAUCUACAUGAGCAAUAUAUAUAAGAUAGAGAUAGAAAGGAAAGAAAGAAUGCACUUGAAUAUACUAGAACCAUACAUACAUGCAUUCAUGCAUGAUAGCAGAACGAAAGAAGAUAUAGAUGAAAUCACAUACAUGCUGGCAUCACAGCAAUAAUAGAAAGAAAGGAAAUAUGUACUAGUCAUAAUACGGGCAUGAUAGGAAUGAUAAUAAGAUGAAAAGAUAGAAAGCUAAAGGGUAUGAUAAUAUUAAAAAAGUAAAAAUAAUUUUGCGGGACGAUAACAAACAAGUACCGAAAUUUUUUUUUUUAAUAAUUUUGUAUGAAUUGUAAAAUAGGAUUAUAAAAGAUAAUCCUAAUGUUGAAUAAAAAGCAUUCAAAGGUUUGUUUUAUUUCAAUUUCAAUUAGAUGUUCUAUGGCGAUUUGACGAAUCAGCAAAUGUAAUACAUUCGAAAAAGAUUCAACCAUUUUAUCAGAAUAUGAUGAACUUAUUUUUUAUUUUCUUGGUUGAUCAAUUAAUGAUGAAAAAAUCAAAGUAAGUAAAAAAGAAAAUUCUUGUCAUCUAAGAAACCUCUUCUAAAGAAGUAAUCAGAAAAAACUUAUGCGAUUGAAUAGAAACAUAGAAAAUGAUUGUACAAUAGGUAGUCACAUACUAUUCGACAAAAUACCGAUUGAGAAACUGUCCAUCAUUUGCAGUAAGAAUAAUAAAAUUUUAUUUAUCAUUAAAUAUCAAUGAGAAAUUAAAUAAAUUAGUCAUAGUUGAUUUACUUACAAUCGUUAUAGUUAAGAUAUGAAGUCGAGUGAGAAUGAAUUUUUCUUUUUUUGUCCUAAUAUUAAUAAUAAAUUAUUUUCAGGAACCUCUCAUGUCCUAUUUAGUGAAUAUGUUAUCCUAUGAUUAUAGCACGUUUUCUAAUGAUAAAUGUAACUGAUAAGUUUUCUUUCAAAUAAUUAUUUCAAUUAAAUAUAAUUUGUCUUUUAUUUAAAACGGAUCAAUUAUUUGAGCAUUAUAAUCAAAAUCAUAGUACAAAUUUUAAUAAUUGGUUAUCUUAAAUUACAUGUCAAAAUAUUUCAAUCAUGAUCAAGAAAAAGUCAACGAUCAAUAACAAGAACUAGAAAUAUUGGUA
Rotaria sordida is the source of this 3940-nucleotide messenger RNA. The record is from the annotation of a GenBank genome assembly. Lineage: Eukaryota; Metazoa; Rotifera; Eurotatoria; Philodinida; Philodinidae.